UGCUCAGAAUGUGGUAAAAGUUUUGGAACAAAUUAUAAUUUAAAAGUACACAUGAGAACACACACUGGAGAAAAACCUUUUUCAUGUUCAAUCUGCGGUAAAGAUUUUACUCAAAAGCAGCAUUUCAAAGCACACAUGAGAAUACACCCUGGAGGAAAACCUUUUUCAUGUUCAAUCUGUGGUAAAGAUUUUAAUCAAAGGGAUCAUUUGAAAAGACACAUGAGAACACACACUGGAGAAAAACCUUUUUCCUGCUCAGAAUGUGGUGAAAGUUUUGGAACAAAUUAUAAUUUAAAAGUACACAUGAGAACACACACUGGAGAAAAACCUUUUUCAUGUUCAAUCUGCGGUAAAGAUUUUACUCAAAAGCAGCAUUUCAAAGCACACAUGAGAAUACACCCUGGAGAAAAACCUUUUUCAUGUUCAAUCUGCGGUAAAGAUUUUACUCAUAGGCAACAUUUGAAAAUGCACAUGAGAAUACACCCUGGAGGAAAACCUUUUUCCUGCUCAGAAUGUGGUAAAAGGUUUGUAAUUAAUCAAAGUUUAAAAGUACACAUGAGAACACACACUGGUGAAAAACCUUUUAUUUGUUCAGUAUGUGGUAAACAUUAUAUAGAAAGACAGCAAUUAAAAGUACACAUGAGAACGCACUCUGGUAAAAAAAAACCAUACUCCUGUUCAAGUUGCAACAAAGGCUUCCGUUACCUAAACACUCUUACAGCUAUUAACAGAAUGUCCUCCUUCUGUCCUAUGGCCCACACUACAGACUUGGACACAAACAGGACAGGAAGUAAAAAGCAGCUUUAA
Messenger RNA from Nerophis lumbriciformis (worm pipefish), 807 nucleotides. The record is from RefSeq and is a predicted model, not a curated record. Lineage: Eukaryota; Metazoa; Chordata; Actinopteri; Syngnathiformes; Syngnathidae.